AUAUAUUAAAAUUUAUUAAUGUAUUGAUCCAUAGUCCACCAUAGUCGAUCCAGUAAUCUGGUGACCGAGAAAAUAAUCCGGUUCAGUGUUCGGAUCAGAUUAAAAACAAGAACAAAAGAUGUAUAUAAUGCAAGAUAAUGAAUUGGUCCAUGAUGCAGAUUGUUACUAAUAAAUAAUAAUGAAUAUAUGUUGAAUUACUAGAAUAUUUUAUAUCCAAAAUUUUUUAAAUUAUCUUAAUCAUCCAAAAAAUUAUCAAAAAUUCAGAAAAUUUGACAUUAAUCCAAAACUCGAUUUUUUUACUUUUCUAACCGAAUUAACCAAAAAACCAGAACCGAAUGGGAUCUGAAAUUAUUCUGAUGUAAGCCGGUUCCCAAGUUUGUUACCCAAACCGAACCAAAAAACCGAAAGAAACAAAUCGAAACCCAAUCGAACUUUCUAAAUGUUCGAACGCAUCCUACAGCUAUAGAACCGAACCGAGUACCGAAUGUCCACGGCUAAUUCUGCACGUUGCUCACGGAACUACUCUAAUAAUUUUAUAUAGGCAAAUUAUGAUAUCUGAAAAAAUAGAUAAGAAAAUAAAAGAUAAAUAAAAGGAGCUGGUAGAAAUCUAUUAUAUUCCCCAUGAAUUAGGAGCAAGAGUUCCGAUCAACCCUCCGGUAACCUAUUUCAAGGCACACUUGUAAAAUCUGGAGAGGCUAUGGCUCCCAAAAAGGUUGAAACUGGUGGUAGAGAUUUGAUCAGUAGCUUACCAGAUGAGCUUCUGAGUGAGAUCCUAUCUUUGCUUCCAACUAAAACUGCUGCUUCCACAUCAAUUCUCUCAAAGAGAUGGAAGAAUCUGUUGUCUCUGGUUCACAACCUUGAUUUCGAUGAGUCCACCAUGGUCUUUGAUCCCUCACUACCAAAAGCUGGUCUUCGCUUCAUUGAUUUCGUGAGGAGAACCCUUGUAUUGCUAGGUGAUUCUCCCAUUCACAAAUUAUCUUUGGAAUGGAAAUCUGAGAAAGCUCAGCAUCUUAUCUACCCUCUGAUCUACAAUGCCCUACAACGUGAAGUCUUGGAGCUACAUUUGAUAUCACCAAAACGUCAGUUCGUACCGUCUGAGUUGUUCUUUAGCAAGACACUGGUUAAGCUCACUCUAACACUUGGAUGUUUUGCCCGAGAAACGACAACGUGCAGUGUGCUUUUCCCUGCGCUUAAAUCUCUUUCUCUCUUUUCAGUCAUGUUUGCUGCAUCUUCUGAAAUGUAUGGUGUCCUCCUCGUUUUGGAUCAAACAGGUUUGGGGUUCAUCCAUCAAGAGGAUAACCAUUUUCUACCGUUCUUGUGAUCUAGAUGAUUACUCAUGUUUUAUC
Brassica napus (rape) is the source of this 1346-nucleotide messenger RNA. RefSeq names its product F-box/LRR-repeat protein At1g48400-like. Gene Ontology annotation, molecular function: protein binding. NCBI's taxonomy places the organism in Eukaryota, Viridiplantae, Streptophyta, Magnoliopsida, Brassicales, Brassicaceae. The record is from RefSeq and is a predicted model, not a curated record. The transcript is spliced from 2 exons. Bases 698 to 1321 code for a protein of 207 amino acids.